UAUAGAUAGCGUUCACCAACAAACGAUAAUUUAACCAUUAUUUCGGUGGUUUUGGGAUAGAUUAAACUUUAGUUUCGUAUGUUUUCGGAGCGGUCUUUUGGUUGAUAGCAAGUAUUGUUGAAGGAACCGUCCACAGCCGGAAUUGCACGGGAAAUAUUACAAGAAUGGUUCCGAUUAGCAGUUUGGAACGAACCUAAAUAAUAUGGUGGUAUUUGUCAUUUAUCAGUUGUCUACAGUUGCGUGACAGCUCGGAGUUCUGUGUCAGAUCGAAAUGGUGUUUGUUGUGAAAAAGUUUAAACAAUAUUAUUGAAUUUUUAAAAAUUCGAAUAUGGCUAAUCAUUAUGAAGUACCAAACUGGGCUGGGAAACCACCAGUAGGUCUUCAUUUAGACGUAUUAAAAGGUGAUAAAUUAAUUCAGAAGCUUAUGAUUGACGAGAAAAAAUGUUAUCUAUUCGGCAGGAAUUCCCAAAUGAAUGAUUUUUGCAUUGAUCACGCUUCUUGUUCCAGGGUACAUGCAGCUUUUGUCUGGCACAAACAUCUCAACAGAGCUUUCCUAGUAGAUCUCGGUAGCACACAUGGUACUUUUAUUGGAAAUUUACGUUUAGAAGGAUACAAACCUACGCAACUUCCGAUUGAUUCUAGUUUUCAUUUUGGGGCUUCUACGAGAAAUUAUAUCAUUAGGGAAAGACCCCAAACUGGAAUUAGACCGAUUAUAGAUGAAAUUGAAAAAGCUGGUGAAGAAUCCGAGGGAGGAUUGUUGGGUUUACCGGAAACGGAAACUGAAUUGGACAAUCUAACAGAAUUUAACACAGCGCAUAAUAGGAGAAUAUCAAUGUUGGGUAUAUCAGAUGAUACUGAAAAAAGGGGUAGCAGAAAACGUAAACGACAGUAUGUUUCCUUCAAUGAAGACGACGAAAUAAUUAACCCUGAAGACGUAGAUCCCAGUAUAGGCCGAUUUAGGAAUCUAGUACAAACGACUGUCGUCCCGAUGUCGUCCAAGAGAAUCAAAAUGGGGGAAAGUUUAGGAGUAACGUCACCGGAAUUCAAACAACCGAAAACUAUACACCACCCCAACGUCACCAUUCCGGAUUUGUACAACGAUUUACCCCCGGAAUCCCAUCAAACCGGUUCUGGUAAUUUGGGCAUGUACAGUUCGUUAAGUUCUAGGUUGGGUAUCGUUUUGCCAAAUCCGGCGCCGGAAAUCGAUAUGGGACAUUCUUUCACCAAUAACACACCGUUUGUACCCCAACAGGUGCAGGCUGCGGAUUCUAUGGAGCCGAAGAAGAAGAAGUACGCCAAGGAGGCUUGGCCGGGAAAGAAAUCCAUUCAAACGUUGUUAGUGUGAUUAUAAAAAUGGUGGCGUUUCAAGUUUCGUUCCAGGGGCUGAAUUGAAUUUUGAAUAAAACAAAUUUUUUAUUUUCGUUUUAAUCUCCUUUCGAUCUAAUCGUUUUGAUUGAUUACCGUUACAUUUUUCUACGUUCUAAUGCGUUUUUGUACAUUUAAAUUGAAAUUUUUCUUACGGGGCGCGUCACAAAAAUGUAUAAGUGUAAAUUUUGGAAAAAAACUUUGUUUAAUAAAAAAUUACAGAAUAUUGUUUUGUGCAAAUGAU
Molecule: messenger RNA, 1609 nt
Organism: Diorhabda carinulata
Lineage: Eukaryota; Metazoa; Arthropoda; Insecta; Coleoptera; Chrysomelidae
Gene: NiPp1
Product: nuclear inhibitor of protein phosphatase 1
Exons: 4
Coding region: 329-1345 (338 amino acids)
Cellular component (GO): nuclear speck
Molecular function (GO): protein binding; protein serine/threonine phosphatase inhibitor activity; mRNA binding
Source: RefSeq, a predicted model, not a curated record